Messenger RNA from Chroicocephalus ridibundus (black-headed gull), 8073 nucleotides. It is a transcript of the gene PCNP, whose product is annotated as PEST proteolytic signal containing nuclear protein. Gene Ontology annotation, biological process: protein ubiquitination; proteasome-mediated ubiquitin-dependent protein catabolic process. Bases 3244 to 3729 code for a protein of 161 amino acids. The transcript has 5 exons. The record is from RefSeq and is a predicted model, not a curated record. Gene Ontology annotation, cellular component: nucleus. Lineage: Eukaryota; Metazoa; Chordata; Aves; Charadriiformes; Laridae.
CCCUGAGGGGGCUGCGCCGGAGGAGAGGCCGAGGUUUGGGCCCGCUGUCCUCAGGCCUCAGGGUUGGCCUCGGCCUUGAAAUCUAACAGCUUCUCCUUGUCCGCGUUAAUGAGUUAUUUUUCUCUCUCUGUAAAAAAAAAAACGUACGGAGUAGUUGUGCCGUGCGUUGAGAGAAAUUUGACUUGCUGCUGGCAAGGAUGAAGAACACGCCUUAAAGAUUAGAUUUUAACAGCUGUGGUGCCUUUUCAGGAAUGGGUACAGGGAAUAUUCCUUAUCUGCUGUUUUAAGCAUUCUGGGUUUUUUCGCUUGGCAGCAAUUUGCAAGUUUUUCUACUUGGUUUUAUAUUAUGGACAUUCCUGUCAUCUUCUGUACUGCUUAUUAUCAGAUCUCCCAAAAUUUUUAAUCGCCCUUCCUUUCUUUUCAAGUGUUUCUUUUCUUCUUUCUUCCCUGACUUAAAAUUGAGAAGAUAGUGUCUUUGUAAAGAUAAAGCUUCCCUUUCCUGUUUGUUUGUGGCUUUUGUUUUUGCCCCCCCCCCCUUUUUUUUUGUGGUUUAAGUAUACCUGUAGGCAGAGGGCAUUUCUUUGAUCUGUUGAAAAAGUAAGUCAAGCUUGUAAACCAAUUAAGGUAGCUUCAACAGCAAAUGUUAUUUCUGAUAAUCACUAAAACAGGAACAGUAAUACCUGAUUUUUAGGUAGUUCCUUGACUCUUGAUUCUCUGUUGGGAUUUUUUAUUUUUGUUUUUUGGUUGUUUUUUUUUUUGUGUUGCAUUAGUAAUACAGUAACUGGACAGCAUCAGUAUGUCAGUUAUCCAUACUGUCUUGCAUGCUGUUUGGUGUGCUGGAACAUGAACUUAAGGCCAAUGUACCAUAACUUGUUAAAGAAGGAUAGUUCUCUCUGAUGACUUUUGAAAGCAAUUUAGUCUUUAGCUUUUGAUAAGAUCAGUGGGAUUUACCUGAAAGUUAACUUAGUUGUGACUGGUUUCUUGCUGCCACCACCAAUGGUGACACUCCCAGGGGCAAGACAUCCUGAAAUGCUGUGCAGUUAGCACUGUCGGUCUUGUCACUUAAACCACCUGGAUGGUGGAAGCUGUCCACUUACAGAGCGUGUUGCUACUCAUGAGAAAAACUCAUCUGUGAAGUAGGACAGCUCUUUAUUACCAUGAUACAUGAAAAGGGCACUGGUCAGACUAGUUUUUGAAAUAGUAUUGCUGUUUUCCAUAGGUCAAGUAUGAACUCCUUGAGAUUUCCAGGAAAUAAUAAAAUAAUAAUAAAUAAAGAAGCCUUAAUCUUGAAAAAUGUAUAAGCAUUGGUAUGGGAGAAACUUAUUUAAAAGAUAAUAUACAUCUGCAUUUCUAACAGUUUUCUGCAGAAAUAGCACAACGGCUCCCUCCCCACCUACCCAAAUUGUCCUAUGCCCUUUAUAGCUCCUUCAGCAAGUAAGAGCAUUUCUUUCAGUAGUCUGCAGUAUGUCCUAAGUGGAGCCUAGUAGAAGUAACGUUCAGAAGGCGCUGGUGAUAGGAACUAAUUUUGAGAGAGAAGCUAUUAAGUAUUUUAAUGAGAAAACAGAUGUGGAUAGAUUGUGUUAGGCUUCAUCUUCUGCUUAACAAUAUUCUAGAAUUUGCAAUUAAAGAAGCACACUGAAGUGUAAUUAGCUUCAAGCCAGCAUUAACUUAGGAGCCUAGACUGGUCCAGUGUGCCCUGAGAUUUGGGCUGCUGUGGGUUUUGUCUCUUAUGAAAAAGAAGACUUUUAGGCCCAUGGUGCCAACACUUUAAGGUCAAUGAAUCUUCUACCUGCCCUCAAAUCACCUUAUAGUCUUUAGUUUUGCUAGAUUGGACUUGUGAUUGAAUAUUCUGUUUAAUGUGAUUUUGUGGACUAGCUGUAAAGAGCUUCUCACAGCCUUGCAGACUGCUGCUUGGAAAACUGUGCUAAGACAGCAACCAGUGCCCAAGGUCACUUGUUUAUCUUUCCUCCUUUUCACUUUUAUAUCUAUACUUUCUGUGUCAAUUUUCUAGUGGUGCAGAUUAGUACAAUUUUUUUAAUACAGUGAGAUUGAUUAAAGUUAUUAUUUUCUUUUUGUGAUCGGCCAUAUUUCCAAGGGUAAAUAAUAAAUCGGUUUUUGUUCCAAUCACUUACUGUCUUGAUAGAUAGAAGAGUGGGGUAGAAAGACUAUUCCACUACUUAUAAUUUGGGAAAUAGCAAAAAAAUAUAUAUGACUGAUGUCCCUAGUUUUUCUUUCUCCUGAUGUUGUUUGCUUCCUUUUUUCUCAGAGCUACAUCUCGCUGUAUCUUACUUCAUAGCUUUUUGCUGUUAGAGAGCAAUGCAAAGACCUUUCUUCCCUGAUGGUCUGAACUCGCUGUGUGUAGAGGGUCCUGUUCUCCACUUGAUAUAACGAGGAACUGGUGCUAGCUCCGGUUUUUCUUAGAGUGGUAGUAUGAGCACUUUCCUGUGCAUUCCACAAUGCGUGGUUGGUUGGUUGGUUUUUUUCCCCUUCUGCUACUGCAGUGAUUUGCUUAUUGCAGCAGUAGAGAAAUGUAUUUUUGCUGAAGCAUUUACUAUGUUCAGUGUGAGUAUGCCAAGGACACCUUAGUCCCUUGGUGUAGCUGAAGAAGCCAAGUGUAUAGGAAUGAAAAUGUGAUUUGAGUUCUUUUUGUUUUGUUUUUUUUUUUUUUUUCGGUGGAUCGUUGUUCAGCUGCUAUGUUUUCCAUGACUUUAUACAAAACCAGAAAAGAUGAAAUCUAUAUAUAUGUUUUUCUAGUGCUGAUUCCUUCCUCAAGCAGAGCUUGGCAGAUUUAUUACAGAUGAGAUGUGGACAAGCAGUGACUUGAAACGUGAUUGAGACAGCCGGCCUCACUGUAGGCACUUCCAUGAUUUUAGAGUUGUGCCAGACAAGCCUAGAGACUGGCAUGGACAUGUUUUUGUAGAAAUUUAGUAGAAUUAAUUUUAACGUAGAUUAUCUACUCUAGAUUUGGAAUUGGGAUUCCAAUUACGAAAGCUUAUCUAUGGCAACUUAAACCCUAAAAAGAUUUAGUGAUCUACAUUUAAUUUACUACGUGAACUUUGACUUCCAUACUAAAUAAAGACAUGGUGCUUCAAGAUUGUUUUCCUGGCUCGUACACAAGAAGUUCUUUACAAGUAGUGGAGUGCUUGCAGUUUCUUCUCCUCUUUGUGUUUUGCUGUCCACUAAAUGUACAUUGGUGGAAACUACUGUCACUAAAAACACCUUACCUAUUGCACCCAAAUUAUAAUGCUUUUUGAGGUUGCUGCUCCCAUCAAUCUGCUCAGUAAAAAUAGCUCAUCUUGUAAUGGAGGAGAAAGUUCGAGUCGCAGCGCAGAGAAACGGGCAGCUAAUGAAGAAGCUGAAGACUUCACUACAAAGCCUGCUCCUGCCAAAAUGUCCAAGUUUGGAUUUUCCAUAGGCAGUCAGACAGCAAAGAAGGCAUCUGCAAUAUCCAUCAAACUAGGAGCAACCAAGCCUAAGGAGCCUGUUCCAACCCUUGCUCCAAAAACCCUUUCUGUAGCAGCAGCUUUCAAUGAAGAUGAAGAUAGUGAACCAGAAGAAAUGCCUCCAGAAGCGAAGAUGCGCAUGAAGAACAUUGGAAGGGAUACGCCAACCUCAGCAGGACCAAAUUCCUUCAAUAAAGGAAAGCAUGGUUUUUCUGACAACCAGAAGCUAUGGGAACGAAAUAUAAAAUCUCAUCUUGGAAAUGUCCAUGACCAAGAAAAUAACUAAAUGAUGUGGAUUGAGAGUUGGGUGUUUGGGGGGAGGGGAGGGUGAAACGUUAAAGGAACAGUUUCCUUUUUUAAGAAUGGUAUAAGACUAUCUUUGGAGCCACUUUUUUAAGAUUUUGAGUGGUACACUAAUAACUGAGUUUGAAAUUAGAGGUAAUUUAUGUUUUGUAUACAGAUUUCAAGGCAUUUGCUAAUUUUGUAGUUCCAUGUGAUUAGUUUCAAAAGGUUACAGAUAAUAAAGAAAUUGGAGUGGUACCUUUUUAAGAUUUUUUUUUUUUUUUUUUUUUUUUGGUCAGUGAUGAGUUAAGGUGGAUGAAAAAGGUUACUGUCUCUUUAAUCAGGUUAACAUUGAAUGCUUUCGCAUUCUCACUUCUGGCUCCCUCUUCAUGACAGGAGAAAGAGUUGACUCCUAGGAAUACUGCUAAAGAAAGUGAGCGUUGUCUUGUGCUAGAAGUGUUACUGGACUAUUAAUUUGACUAUAAACUUAUGCAGGAAAUAAUAAGAACCUGGAUUUUUUUUUCUCCCUGCAGUCAUCUUUUGUUAAGUCUCUGCAAACUAGGAAUUGUGUUGCUCUGAGUGGCUCUGUUAACUUAGCUCUAAUUUUGUUUAAAACUUCAUGUAGGAUGUGUAACCUUCUGUGGCCUGUUUCAUCCUAAGGAAAUGGGCCUUGUCUGUAUAUUAGAUACAGUCUGUAAAGAAUAUUCACUACAAAGGUAAAUCAGUAUUUUCAGUGUGCUCCUCUUAAAUCAUUAGCCUUGAGUAGUGCUUGUUAGCAUUUCCUUGUGGUACACAAAAGCCACCACCAAAAAGACAAGCUGUUGUACAUUAAGCUUCACCUUUGGUUGAAAUAUUUUUCUUUACUAUGCCUGGAAGGAAUAAAAGCCACACCAAAAAUCGGUAACUCACUGCUUAAGUAUGAAAAAAAUCUAAGAUGCACUUUCCCUGUCUUGCCAUUUAAAACAAAAUGCCUUGAUGCCUGUGACCUCAGUGGACACUAUCAGGUUAAAGAAGAAUCCUGUAUUUGUGGUCCUAAUGCUUCUAAUGAGUGUCAGCUUCAGAAAUAAAACUCUACCUUUUCCUACCUGUCUGCCUUUUGCAGUAAUUUUCAACAAUGACAUUAGACUGGUUAGUUUAAUUUCCUAACUAUCAUACUGCAGAACAGUGUUGUAGGAUGUCAGACCUGGUAACGACUGUCUAAAUUUCAGACUAAUUCAUAUUGCGUAUUUUUGAAAAAUUUUACUAGCAGAACUGGUUAAAUAAAAAGUUAUUACCAGCAACGCCACCCAAACAUCAGGUUCUUUUUAAAGUUGAAUACCUGAUAGUGUCAACCACUAAAUUAAUUUCAGCCUGGAACUGGUUGUAGAAUUCAAUAUGUUAAAUUGCUUUCAUCCUGCCUCUGAAAUGUUUCUUCAUGCUAAAGUUGAACCUGCGACCGCAGAAAGGAAAGUGCAUCUUGAAGUGGUUUGUUUUGUUUUUUGUUUUCUUUUUUUUAGGAAAGCUCUGACCACUUAGACUUUUGAGUUUGUAAGUUCUAAAAAAUAUUUUUUUGUAUUUUUGUAUUGUAUGUGUAAUCUUUUUUCUUUUGAAGUCUGAUGCAGUUGAAAACCUGUAACUAUUUUCUUUAAAAGCCUUGUUAUAAACGUAACAUAAAAACGUAUACAUUAUUUUUUUUCCAUAGCAGAAAUCUUUGGUUUAUUUAAAACAAAACACACUUUCAAAACUGACUUUCAGGAUUUCCACAACUGGUUUGGGCAUUACUGGAACUAGGCAAGGCAAAACAAAGCAUUUACUUUUCACUUAUUUUCAUCACACGUAGUUAUGUUUGUGGAAAUAAAUCCCUUGCAGAUAGCGGUAAUUCACAGUGAAUAACUAUUUUAUCUUGCUCCUUAGUAGCUACUUGAUGUGCUCUCGGUCACUUGUAUUAGGAAAAAGCAAAAGAGAACUUUUGAGUAAGAGGAUGACUUGGAGACCCGUUCUUUUUUAGUUAGCCUGCCACCAAGAAUGUCUUCCACAUCUUUGGCUGAAGUAGACAUUCAUUUCAGCAUAAUUUCUUGGUGCUUCAAAAUCUUUUGGGACAUUGGUAGACAGAACGGCAGACACACUAGGAAAUACCUUCCAUGCAAGUGAGAGAGCAAAAGUUAUAUUUAUCUUUCUUACUCCUGUGGUCAAUAAAUGUAAUCCUAGACCUUGUGAGAGGCUGCAGCAGCUUCUAGAUCUCAGCUGAAGGUGAGCAGAGAUCCUGUCUCAGCCAGCGUCUGUGUUCUGUUCCUUCUCAGUGCUUCACAGAAGAAAAUUGUUCAGGAUGGCCUGAAUCUACUCAGGACUGAGCCCUGACAAGCUUGACCUUGUAGCUAUGAGGGUGCCUGCCGGUGUUCAAUGGCAGACACUUACAGGAAAGAACUGGUCUGAAAAGUAUUGUUACAAGGUAAAUGUUAGCUGGAACUUCACUUGAAGUUCUAGGCUUUUGUUACAAUAGUCAUUGUCAUUGCGUGAAGGUAGUUCGUGGGAAGGGUGCGUGUUAUUUUUUUGUUCCUUUUCUAAGAAUAUUCAGGAGUCCUAAAGCUUGUGGUAAACUGCCUGAUUUAGCUGAGACCUUUAGCUGCUUAGUAUAGCAAGGUAUGCAUACCUAUAGAGGUUGAAAUGUCUGUCUGUGUAGCCCGUGCAGUUUUAUCUCAGAAGGCUUAUGCUUGCUGAGCACUAAAGCCUUACUUAGCACCUGAGCAGCUUGCAAAACAUUCCCGACAUUGGGUGAAGUUGUAAGUGGUUAUCCAGUGACCUUCUGCGUGCCACCCUGCAGCUAGGCCGCUUCUGAGCCUGCUGGGUUGUGAAUGGAUCCAAACUCAUCUGAUGCCAAAUAUAUUAAAAUAACUUUAAAAAACAAACAAACAAAAAAAAACCCCCAAACAAAACUGCGUCCAGCUGGUGGUGGAAGCGAUUCAGGCAUUGCUGGUAUAGCCCCUUUCACACCUAAUUUAAUUCCUUUAAAAGUGUAGGAGGUUCUUGGAAUCUAUUGUAUCAGCAGAAGGAAGUACCCAACCCGCCUGUCUGUAAGGUGACUGAUGGAUGCUAUUUUAGUUUCACGGGCUUACUCCUGUGUCGUAGAUGACCUAACUAUGGUAUUCAGCCAACUUUGACAAAACCAACUAUCGUGUCCUGAUGUGAUCACCGUGGCCGCAGCCACAGCCGCGUUCAGGCCUGGUGCGCUUGAUCUCUGCGUCUGCCAGGUCUGUAGAGACACCCCCGUGUCAGUUCUGUCUGCUGGGGGUGGCUUUACCAGAGCUUUCACUGGGAGGAGACUUGGAGGAAAAGGCAGCUUUUGAGAAAGUGGCGGCUUCUGCUUCCUGAGGAGGCAAACAGGUUUUAAACUACUGGAAAUCACAGGUGUAACUAGAACUCUUUCUAGGCUGCCGUAAGGUAAGAAGAUAAAUCUGUUUGAAGAAGCGACAGAAUUUCAAGGCUUUUUAUCUCUGUAGUUAGUAGCCUUAAAAGGUGUUCUGCGAAAAGAGAUUGCGUGUUUUUUUAAUUCAUUAUGAAAUUACAAAUUGAGGAAUGCUGAGUAGUUCUGUCCUUAAGCUGCAGAGGGGAAGGUUACAUUCUAACGUCACCACAAUUUGUCUAGCUUGUCUGCCAAGAGACACUAGAACAUCAAUCAUAAAAAUCAGACAACUAACAAGUUGCUUUUUACUUUAUCCUAUCAACGCCUUCCUUAUUUCUUCUGGUUUUAUUAACAAAUGGAUCUCCUGUUGUUCUCCAAUUUUGAUAUACUGGCAUCUUAAAAACUGUAUAGUGCUUAUUACUUAGGAAAGCGGCUUGUGUUUAAUAACGUGGAGGCAUUGCCUCAGGGCAGAUGCGUAGUUACCCGUAGAAUUAAAAGCAUGAAACGUGAACUAGUACACUUGAACUCUGUAUAUAGCCUGUUAGAUUUCUGUUUAUGAACUUCCAUUUAAAAGCCCGGAUUUAGUUACCACAGCAAGCCUUUAAACUCUGCAGUGCACACUUGAUGUGGUAUAGAUAAGUAUAUACGGCAGCUGCCCUUUAGGCGAGGUGGAGCAGGUGAGCGUGGCAGGGGUGGUCACAGCGAGCAAAUUACAGCAUGUAUUUUUUGAUUUGGUGGCAUAUAGUGAGAUCUUAAAAACCUUGGCUAAUCUUGUGACAGCUCUUAAAUUUGGUUCUUGGGGUUGGGUUUUGUGAUGAGAUGGAUGCACAAAUAAAGCAUUUGUGGUUUUGUAGCAAGAGCUCCACAGAAACUUGACGUCAUGAGCCUAUGUUUAUGUUUUCCUUGCAGUACGAGCCUAUUAAUUUAAGGUAAUGCAAGUCGUAAUAAAAAGAUAAUUCUCUCUCCUUU